AUGAGAAAAGAAGAUCAAAUACAUCUCUCGUCCUUACAGAUUUGGAAUGGUAUGGACACUCCUGUUCAUUAGAGCUCUAACAUUUUUAGUGAAAAGUUUAAAUAGAGUUCAGAAUUUCAUUAUAAUUGCAAUCAACCAUUUUGUUUACAGCAUCCUGAAAAAAAAGCUAAAUACGUCUUACUGAAUGCUGAAGGACCAAAUGAAAAGCUUUGUACUAAAUGCGCUGUUGUUUUUGCAUAAUAAGGACAUAAAAUUUAAUUAAUUGAGGAGGAUAAUGCUAAGAAGAAAUAAACUGACUCAUUUAUAGAUUAACUACUCCAGACCAAAAGCGAAAUCGACAACAUCCAUUCAAAUUUCCUGUGCACUGAGGCAAAUUUAAAAAAAUUUUAUAAUGACCAAUAUACUUAGGUAGUUAAAACAUUCGGAAACAUUGAAAAUGUAAAUCUGAGUUACUUUUUGCUUUGUCACAAUAACUCUGGUCAGGAAUAUAGUAAACAAAUUAACUAAAAGUAUAAGCUAAAUAAAUAGAUCAUCAAAUAGCAACAUAUAUUAAUGAUAUUAAGAAUCAUUACGAAAAAAUAGUGUAGAUGA
Paramecium tetraurelia is the source of this 591-nucleotide messenger RNA. RefSeq lists its product as uncharacterized. Lineage: Eukaryota; Ciliophora; Oligohymenophorea; Peniculida; Parameciidae. The transcript is spliced from 4 exons. The record is from RefSeq and is a predicted model, not a curated record.